GUCUGGGCUGUCUGGCUUUCCCUCCAAUUUUCCUGCCAGUCUUCCUUGCUCAGGUUGGACAGGUCCAACCCAAGCAUAGCAAGCAUAGCAAGCAUAGCAAGCAUAGCAAGCAAUGUCUGCCCGGCUCAUGCGCCUGGUGCCCCUUGCCGGGCUCCUCCUGGGCCUGCUCCUCACCUUCUAUUACCUGUACAGGGGGGUCGCAGCCCCGUCAGCAGCCACUGGCCUAGAGGAGACCACUCGGCACAAUAAUAUCGACCUGUCGCAUCUUUCAGCCACUCAUCACCAAGUCUUUUCCGCAUCGACCCCAAACCAGAAAUAUUUCCACAUUGAUUUCAAUGAACGAGAUGGCUUCAACCCCAGCGUUAUCCCCCACCCCGUGCUAGACGACAGAUGGAUCAUCACCGCGCAACUGGCGCGCAACCGCUCGGAGACCGAGCCUCUCUCUGUCUGGAGCGCCGAGCUGGUCUGUACCGCAGCCUUCCAGAACCAAGGUCGCACGCUGCGCUGCGUUGACCAGCCGCUCAUCCUCCCCAUCGCCGCGACGGCCACUGACCCGACGCGCUGCAAUGGGGAGCUGGAGUUUCUCUGGGUGAGCCUGGGGCCACACGAUGCGCGGAUCUUCUACGGACCCGACCGACCGUAUGCGGUAUAUGGGUCGAACUCGCAGCACACGUGUUUCGGACAGUGGGUGCUGGACUUUCGCGUGCUGGUCGACUGGCCGGGCGAGGAGAUCAUUCAAAUCCCCACCUAUCGACACCCAGUCGAGCUGCAGCGACCCCUGCUGUCGGGGUACUCUGCCAUCGAGAAGAAUUGGUUCCUGUUCUGGGACAUGCACGGGACAGCGUACGUGCACUACGAUGUGGCGCCCACGCGAGCCUUCUCGCAGCUGCUGAGCAUCGCCGAUGGCUCUGUCGGUCCCAAUCUGGCGGCCAAUGCCGCUCCAAUCGACGAGCGCUGCUUGCAGAAAUACUUGCCUGUCCUCACAGACUUAACCCACGAGUCGAUCCACCAGGCGACAAAUUCCCUGGCGAUCACGCUCUGUGAACGCGCCGAUCCCAGCUGCCAGCCCAGCGAAGAUAACACGUUUGUCUUCAUGAUCUUCCAGCACAAGAAGUACGUGGCCUUCCACAGUGUGUACGAGCCGUACGUCAUGUUGUUCCGCCAGCGUGCACCGUUCGAGGUGUUUGGUGUUUCCACCAAGCCACUCUGGAUUCACGGGAGGGGGUCCUCGAGUGUGGGGGUCGAAGAGGAUCAGCAGCAGUCGGAGAUGUUGUAUGUGACCUCCAUCAGCUGGAAGCAGGCGGGUCAGCGCUAUCAUGGGUACAUCGACGAUGUGAUGUUUUUGGGGUUUGGGCGGGAAGACUCCCACUCGGGAGGCAUCGAUGUGGUCGCGCGGGACUUGCUCGAUGGGCUGGGGUAUUGCUUCGGUUGAGGUGCUGUGCUGUGAUGCUAUGUUCUGUAUGAUAUGAGACAACGACAUGCUCUCUAGAGGGCAAAUAGAUUAAUUGCUGGACCACUGCAC
Molecule: messenger RNA, 1522 nt
Organism: Aspergillus japonicus CBS 114.51
Lineage: Eukaryota; Fungi; Ascomycota; Eurotiomycetes; Eurotiales; Aspergillaceae
Exons: 1
Coding region: 113-1432 (439 amino acids)
Source: RefSeq, a predicted model, not a curated record